CACAAAAUUACGCCAUCGUACUCGAAUUAACUUCAACUCUCUCUUCUCUCUCUCUUUCUUUUCACUCUUGUUUUUGUUUCUGUGAGUGCUGUGUGUGUUCUCGGUUUGUAAUAUCUAAGUCGCACAAAGAUCAGACAAAGUCUGUUUGCGUUUGAUAGCAUUAGAGUCUGAUCGAAUUUGGAAGACCUGUGAGAUUAGGGUUUCUUUUUGUUUGUUUUUUUUUAUUCCGAAGGAGAGCUGCGGAGCAAUUGGAAUUACCUCGGUUAAAGCAAUCACGUAGCUUUGGAUCGUUUAGGGUUUUCUCAUUGGGUUUGGGGGAUUUGUAUUCGAGCUUCCUCAAACUCAAUCUGAUGGUGAUGUGAGACAAGGCUUAAUCCUGUUAAUUGGCGAUUCUAGGGUUUUUCAAUGGCGAGCACAGGCGAGCCUGACCGUAAAAGGCGUCACUUUAGCUCCAUAUCACCUUCUGAAGCUGCAGCCGCCGUAAAGAAACAGCCUUUCUUUUGGCCCUCCUCCGAGGACAAGCUUGAUACUGCAGUUCUUCAGUUCCAAAAUCUUAAGCUAUCACAAAAGCUAGAGGCUCAGCAGGUUGAGUGUUCUAUUCUUGAGGAUAAACUCUCUCAGAUCAAGGAAAAACAAUUACCAUACAACUCCAGUUUGAAGACUGUCCAUAAGUCUUGGGAAAAGCUUACAGCUUCAGUGGAAUCAUGCUCUGUUCGUGUGAGUGAUUCAAGCAGCGGAGCUCAUAGGUUUGUAAACAAGGAGGAUGGGUCUUCUCCAGCCGUGAAAAACGAUUUCAUCAACCGGCUACUUGAAACUGGUGCUACUGAGAGCUCCUCAUCCAAUAUCUGCUCGAAUCAGAUGGAAGAAAAUGGAGUGAAUACGUCAAGCCAGAUGACGCAAACCUUGUAUAAUCUAGUAGCCGCGACAGAGGAUUUGAGGUGUCUGAAGGAUGAAUUAUAUCCCACAGUUCUCAGAACCAAUCUUGGUAAAGAUUUGUGCGGUCAGCUAGCUCUGAGUGAGUUGGAAUCAGAAAUUAAAAGUUUCAGAGGGGAUCUAGAUGAUGUACUUGUGAAGUUCAAAUCACUUUCUAGAGAAUUGCAGAGUCAUCGCGAUGCUGAUGCUAAAGUUAGAGUAGACCUCAAACGAAUAAGAGGGGAGCUAGAGGAUGAGGUUGUGGAGCUUCAGCAGUGUAAUGGUGACUUGUCAGCAUUGAGAGCAGAAAGGGAUGCAACAGCUGGGGCGUUUUUCCCAGUGUUGAGUCUUGGAAAUAAGCUUGCUACCAGUGAUCGGGAGAGGGAUAAACAAAGGGAUCUGCAAGACAUGGAAACAGUUCUGAAAGAGUUAACGGUCCUGGCUUCAGGCAGGCUACAACAGCUAAAAAAUCUUCAUGAGGAGAGGACAAAGAUGCUUGGAAAAAUGAGUAAUUUACAGAACAAGUCAAAGUCUGUGAGGUGCAUCUCAUCUUCUCAAGCCUGCCUUUCUUUGAAAGACCAGCUAGAAAAAUCCAAAGAAGCAGUUUUCCAGUAUAUGGCUUUACUUGAGAAACUGCAGGUUGAAAAAGAUAGUAUAGUCUGGAAGGAAAGGGAGAUAAAUAUAAAAAAUGAACUAGGUGAUGUUUCUCGAAAGACGUCUGCUGUUACUGAUUCUAGAAUGGCUUCUUUGGAUUCGGAGAUACAGAAACAACUGGAUGAAAAAAUGCGAAUCAAGACUAGGCUGGGAAAUAUAUCAAGAGAGCGAGGUAGAAAAGAAAUCUUUGCAGAUAUGAAGGCAUUAAUUUCUUCGUUCCCCGAGGAAAUGAGUUCCAUGCGUAGUCAAUUAAACAAUUAUAAAGAGACUGCUGGAGGUAUUCAUUCUCUGCGGGCUGAUGUCCAGUCCCUCUCUGGGGUUCUAUGUAGGAAGACAAAAGAGUAUGAAGCAUUGCAAUUGAGAUCAGCUGAUUAUGCUUCUCAGUUAGGUGACCUGAAUGCUACGGUUUGUGAUUUGAAGAACAGUCAUGAGGAGUUAAAGUUGUUUCUGGACAUGUAUAAACGUGAGUCCACUGAUGCGAGGGACAUAGCUGAAGCCAAGGAACAGGAGUACAGGGCUUGGGCUCAUGUUCAGAGUUUGAAAUCAUCCCUUGAUGAGCAAAAUCUGGAGUUGCGCGUUAAGGCAGCAAAUGAAGCUGAAGCCGUUUCCCAACAAAUGUUGGCUGCUGCGGAAGCAGAGAUUGCUGAUUUAAGGCAGAAAAUGGAUGAUUGUAAAAGGGAUGUCGCCAAGCAUUCUGAUAUCUUGAAAUCUAAACAUGAAGAACAUGGAACAUAUCUUUCUGAAAUACAGACAAUUGGAAGUGCCUAUGAGGACAUUGUACCGCAAAACCAACAGCUUUUGCUUCAAGUUACAGAGAGGGAUGACUAUAACAUCAAGCUUUUCUUGGAAGGCAUAACUUCUAGGCAGAUGCAAGAUACUCUGCUUAUCGAUAAAUACAUCAUGGAUAAGGAUAUACAGCAAGGCAGUGCAUAUGCCAGUUUCCUAUCCAAGAAAUCAUCAAGAAUUGAAGAUCAGUUGAGGUUCUGCACAGAUCAGUUUCAGAAACUAGCGGAAGAUAAAUAUCAAAAGUCUGUUUCUCUUGAAAAUCUGCAAAAGAAACGUGCAGACAUCGGGAAUGGCUUGGAACAAGCUAGGUCAAGGCUGGAGGAGUCCCAUUCUAAAGUUGAGCAAAGUCGGCUGGAUUAUGGGGCAUUAGAACUGGAACUGGAGAUUGAAAGGUUCAAUAGGAGAAGGAUAGAGGAGGAAAUGGAAAUAGCCAAAAAGAAAGUUUCUCGUCUUCGGUCUCUCAUAGAAGGAUCAUCGGCCAUUCAAAAGCUCCGACAAGAACUCAGUGAAUUUAAAGAAAUUCUGAAGUGUAAGGCCUGCAACGAUCGCCCAAAAGAGGUGGUGAUUACGAAGUGCUACCAUUUGUUCUGCAACCCAUGUGUGCAAAAGCUCACAGGAACUCGACAAAAGAAGUGUCCAACAUGCUCAGCAAGUUUUGGACCAAAUGAUAUUAAACCUAUCUACAUAUGACCGCACCAAAACACUCUGAGCAUGAUGAUGUAUGAUGAAACUGUGAAACACACACAGGUACUUUUUCUCAUAUAGGAUAAACAUUAGAUCUCUCUGUAAUUAUUACUCUCUUUUAUUGGGAAAGGUCAUGAAGAAUAAUUGGAUAUGGCAAAUCAGAGUUUUUGAGGAACCAUUUUGGGAUUUUGAUAAUGUGAUAGAGAAUAGGUAACACUGUUAGGGUUUAUGUCUUUGGUGAUACUUCCUUUUUGUUUGUAAUUUGGAACAUGGUUUCCGCAAUUGAUUUUUCAAUUAAAUCUUCUUUUUUGUUCUACAUUUGUGUAUGAUCCAAACGUUUGUGAUGUAGUGUUCUAAGAUUCUCAAUUUAGAAAACACGAGGCAAGAUUUUGGAUAUUUGUACCAUUUGCGAUGAAUUGCAAUCCAAUUUGUU
This is a messenger RNA of Arabidopsis thaliana (thale cress), 3469 nucleotides long. RefSeq names its product histone mono-ubiquitination 1 (gene HUB1). The record is from RefSeq and is marked reviewed. Lineage: Eukaryota; Viridiplantae; Streptophyta; Magnoliopsida; Brassicales; Brassicaceae. Gene Ontology annotation, molecular function: ubiquitin-protein transferase activity; ubiquitin protein ligase activity. The transcript is spliced from 19 exons. Gene Ontology annotation, biological process: chromatin remodeling; protein ubiquitination. Bases 406 to 3042 code for a protein of 878 amino acids. Gene Ontology annotation, cellular component: nucleus.